Micropterus salmoides (largemouth bass) is the source of this 1928-nucleotide messenger RNA. RefSeq names its product dehydrogenase/reductase 11a (gene dhrs11a). The record is from RefSeq and is a predicted model, not a curated record. The coding region runs from base 240 to 1079 and encodes 279 amino acids. Lineage: Eukaryota; Metazoa; Chordata; Actinopteri; Centrarchiformes; Centrarchidae. The transcript has 7 exons.
CACAGCUCUUCAUAUUUCAUCCAGAGGAGCGCAUGUAUCCGGGCUUAGGCACACUGCCCGCCGCUGUCCUGGAUGCUGCACAGAUAGACAGGAGGCUGGGGCUGCUGCAUCCUUCACUUUGAAUUAAUCUUACAUAAAAACUGAGAGCUGGAAUUGUGACAUCUUGAACUAAGCAGACAGGGAUACCGUACAGGAGCUGUUGUUUCGUGUACAGUGCCGGUGUAGACAGCACGGGGGAGAUGGAGCGGUGGAAAGGCAGAGUGGCUCUGGUGACCGGAGCCUCGGUGGGGAUUGGAGCGGCUGUAGCCCGGGCACUCGUGCAGCAAGGCAUGAGGGUUGUCGGCUGUGCCAGGAAUGUCGACAAAAUAGAGAAGCUGGCAGCAGAAUGUCAGAGCGCAGGCUACAGUGGCACACUGAUCCCUUACAAGUGUGACCUGUCCAACGAGGAGGAGAUCCUGUCCAUGUUUUCAGCAAUCAAAACGCUGCACAAGGGCGUGGACGUAUGCAUCAACAAUGCUGGACUGGCCCACAAUGAGCCAUUGCUCAGCGGAAAGACAGAGGGCUGGAGGAACAUGAUUGACGUAAAUGUUUUAGCCUUGUCUAUCUGCACCCGUGAGGCAUACAAAUCAAUGAAGGAAAGGAAUGUGGAUGAUGGCCACAUAAUCAAUAUUAACAGUAUGGGUGGGCACCGAGUGGUGCCGAGUGCUGAUGAGCAUUUCUACUGCGCCACUAAAUAUGCUGUGACUGCUUUGACCGAGGGGAUACGUCAAGAGCUUCGAGAAGCAAAUACUCACAUCAGAGCCACAUGUAUAUCUCCUGGAAUAGUGGAGACUGAGUUUGCCUUCCGACACCACAACAGUGAUCCAGAGAAAGCAGCUGCAGUGUAUGAGAGUAUGAAAUACCUCUUUUUCCCCCUUUCAGUGUUUGAAAGCAGAAGACAUAGCCAGUGCAGUCACAUUUGUGCUCAGUGCCCCUCCUCAUGUUCAGAUCGGAGAUGUGCAGAUGAGGCCAGUAGAGCAGGUGUCAUAGCAGUGAAACAGGAAGCUUCAGGAGGAGAAGACAGACAGCAGCCGUGGUGACUCCUUAGCGACCUCUGCUGGGCAAGGGUGGGGUGGGGGGAUAAAACAAAUCAACUACAGCUGUGUUGGAUCAGCAGGGCCAUGGUCAAAAAGGGGCUGGAGCCUUAAGGAGGCUGUGCAAGGAAAUGAAGGGCGUGGACUUUGUAAACCACUACGAAAAUACUACUGAAUGCAGCAACCUGAUAUUUGUGUAUUGUUGAGCCCAGUCCUCAAAUGAGCUGACUACAGUAGGAACAGAUAACAAAGGAGAGAGUUGCUGCAGUGCUAUGUGGUCAUCUGCACGACCAUCACUUCAGAGGGAAGAGUAUGCCAUUGAUUGCACAUGUUUUUUUGUUUUUGUAGGUCUUAUGACAUAUCUUUUUGAAAUUAAAUUGAAAGAGUAAUUGCUGUUUAUAAGAAUUAACUUUUUCGAUUAAUUUCUUAAUAUUUUAACUUUUUGAUUAUAGAUAGAUGCGGUCUCACUAACCAUAGAAAAUACUAUGUUGUGCUCACUGUAACUAACCAUCAGUCCUGUCCAUUCUUUUUUCACCGUAUGUUUUCACAAACAUUCAGCUACCCUUGUUUGGGUCUAUCCAGUUUUCAAGCCCAUUUAAGGAACCAGGAAAAGUAUAAAUGAGAGACACCCUAGUCUAUUAAGCACAUGAGUUUCUACAAUCCACCUUUUUGUUCCUGUGAAAUUUCAGUUGUUCUGCACUUUGGAUUCAUUAAUGAGGAUUUAUAUGAAGGAAACAAACACUGGUAACUUAUGUAGGGGAUGAAACUAACUACAUGAACAUGUAUUCCCUAGAAAUGUGUACCUUUCAAUGGAAAUUUCUCCUUAAAUAAAUAAAAAGGAUUGCGCAGACGUUA